Helobdella robusta is the source of this 3496-nucleotide messenger RNA. RefSeq lists its product as hypothetical. Bases 44 to 3496 code for a protein of 1150 amino acids. NCBI's taxonomy places the organism in Eukaryota, Metazoa, Annelida, Clitellata, Rhynchobdellida, Glossiphoniidae. The transcript is spliced from 21 exons. Gene Ontology annotation, cellular component: nucleus. Gene Ontology annotation, biological process: mRNA processing. The record is from RefSeq and is a predicted model, not a curated record. Gene Ontology annotation, molecular function: RNA binding.
GAAUAUUAGUUAUUUAAAAGUUAGUUGUGUUCGUUUCGUAGACAUGAAGAUUAAAGAAGUUGAACAGUUGAAGUUGUGGCUCAUCAAUGCCGUUUCACCAUUGUGUGAUGCAGAGCCCGAAGACUUAGCCAGGUACGUACUUGCACUUCUCAAAAAAGAGAAACCAGAAAAAGAACUUGAACAGUUAUGCCACAAAGAGUUGGAGAUAUUUUUUAAAGAUAACACCCUGGACUUCAUCACAAAAUUGUUUGCGGCUCUGAGCACAGAGUCCUACAUAACAAAUUCAGCACUGACGACAUCGGAGCACAAUCCACUCACUGAGAUUAACAACAACCUCAAAUCAGAUGCUGCUAUUUCCAACAAGUCUGCAGGCUCUGAUGGUCGACCAACGAGCAUCAAACAGCACAGCACUAGUUCAAGGUCCCGACCUUCCAAGGUGGAUGAUUUGAGGUCGAAGCUGACAUCUGAUUCUAAUGCUGCUGUUGACGACCACAGAAGACAUGAGACUGAUCGCAGGGAGAGGAGAAGAAGAAGUCGAAGCAGAGAGAGGAGCAGAUCCAACGAACGCAGACGGAAGGCGAGUGCAACAACAAGCAGUAGGUACUCAUCCAGACACCAUCAUCAUCAUCACGAGGAUCUGAGGAAUACUCGACUGCGCCGACGAUCGCGUGAUCGUUCGAGGUCACGAGACAAGUCAAGGUCACAUGAACGAAAUAAAAAAAGAUCACGUUCGCCAUUGGGAGAGUCUGGAUUCAGGUCUGCAAAGUACUUCUCUUCCUCUACAUCUGCUAAGAAGCGAUCAAGAUCUCAUUCAAAUUCCAGAAGGAACCAAGGAGUUAUGGAGGAAAAUAAAGAUGAGAUGCUUGUCAGUUCUGUUGUUAGAGAUGGAGCGGAGGAAAGAAGAAAACUUUCUACUGGUCACAGUCGGAGUAGCAGCAUAGACCUGAAGGACGAGAGACAGGAUUACAGAAUAACAGUGCCUCUGGACAACAUGAUGGCUCCACAUCACCAAGCCACCCACCCCAUCACUCUUCCCCCUCCCAUUCAUCACAAUCUCCAACAGUUCGCCACGCAUCCCCCCAUUUUCAUGGCUUCAAACCCGUCUCUGGCUCCAGCACCAUUCCUUGGACCGCCACCUAACACCAACAUGCCUCCCCCACAGAUUUCUUCUUCCAUGCACCAGGAUCCCACUUUGGUUGUUCUAGCUACCGAUGCGCAGGCCUCACUUCCGAUGGGUGCAUUUUCCUCACCACCUCCGGCAAUGGGGCCAUUACAAGGGGCUCCCAUGAUCCUCGGUCACCCUCCCCCCUCCAUCAUCCAUCAGGUCCCUCCACCACAUUUUCGACCCACACCCGCAUAUUCAGCCAUCUCUACGAACGAAGAGACCAGUUUGCCAUUUGAUGUGCCACCGUAUAUUCCAACAUCUAUAAAGAGCAGAUUAGGCUACAAAACGAAGCCAGUUAAAAAUAUGGAAGCAGUGAUGCAAAAACUUCCAAACUCCGUACAGAUAACUACAACAACAUCAUCAGGUCCCACGACAACAACAACAACAACAAACGUUCCCAGUGGUUCUUCACUUUUGAUCAACAACAUUCCUCCAACAAAGAAUAACAUUUCUUCAAUUGAUCAACAGUUUUCCAAGUUUGGCACCAUUCUUAACAUUCAGGUAAAUUUCAAUGGAAAUCCCGGAUCUGCCCUGGUUUCCUUUUCCACCCACAAAUCAGCAGAGGCAGCUUUCAGUAGCAGUGAACCGGUGUUCAACAAUCGAUUCAUUGAGGUCAAGUGGUACAACAGAGGCACUAACGAAAAUAACAGCAACAAUAACAAUGCCAAUGUAGCUAACCUUGCUUCCAAUAAUAAUUUCCAAUCUUCUAGAAUUGUUGUGUCCAGUUUGAAGAGAUCAGUGAAAGAAAGAUUAGGCAACAGUAGCAUGAAGAUACAAUUUAGUAACAAUGUUGACAACAAGGUAAUAACGACGAUCUCAUCUACAAUAAAUGAAGGUGUUGAAGUUGACAAGCAGCUCGUUGGUGACGACAUUAACAUUGCGGUGUCUUCUGAUCUGCCUGCUGCCAAUGAGCAUGGAAAGAGGACUGUACUGAUUGUUCCUCCCAACUCACAGCAAGUACAACAACAACAACAUGUGCUUCAGCAGCAACAACAUGUGCUUCAGCAGCAGCAACAGCAUGUGCAACAGCAACGUACACAACAAGCAAAUGUUGCAAGAACAUUUCUCCCGUCAUCAACCAAAUACAUCAAUUACCAGAAUCAUUCAUUCAAGAAGACCAGGAAACCACCUCAGAUUGUACAGUGCAAAAAUGAGAUCUUGGAACAGAAGCAAGAGUUUUUGAAGAAAACGUACGAUUUCAUGAACAAGAAUCGUCUGCUGAUAGAAGAGGCCAUCAAGAAACAAAAGGAGAUCGUGGAGCAACUGCAAAAGCCUGGAAUUAGUAGUGAAGAGAAGAUGUCGUUGAAAAAUAAACUGGAGAAGUAUGAAGCGAUGAUUCGACAGUGCAGACGUGAUGUCAGUUUUGACACGAAGCUCAUAUACAAGAUACCUGCCGUUGUGUCAACCUCAUCGUCCACGUCAUCAUUGCCACUGCAGCCAUCAACGUUACAAUCUGCAAAUAUUACCAAUACGUAUCGAACCUCACACCCAGAUAAACUAAAGAAAGAGCUACUUGAUUUGGAGUUGGAAGAAAUAUCAAAGAGGAAUAAUGGAGAGGAUGUCACGGACGUUCAGAACAGGAUCAAUGCUCUUAAUUAUCAGGUCUCCAUGUUAAAAAAGACAAAAUUGAGAAGGAAAAUGACGAAAUUCGGUCCCGGCCAGACCAGCAAGUACCGAAUUGGUGCAGCACCUUACAUGAAGAGUCGCAAGGCGCAGAACAGUCUCUACAUGUCUACUGUGGCAUUGAGAAAGAUGGACAAGAGACCAAAGCAGCUGGUGGUGUCUGGCUUCGAUGCCAAUCUCAAAAAUAGCGUCAUUGCUCAUCUCGGGAAAUUCGGAAACAUGGAGCGAUUUGUGGAGGAUGGCGAGUUGCUACUAGUCACAUAUUCAACGAGGAAGGAAGCUGAGAAGGCGGCUUUGCUUGGUGCAGAUUUCGGUAACAUCAAAUUGAAUAUUUCUUGGCCUAAAACAACCAGGUCAUCGCCGUCACUUGUGUCUAAAUCGUUAUCAUCACUGCACAAUGACGUCAUUACUGAAAAUUUAAUCCUUGCUCCAUUCAAAGAGGAGAACGAUGAUGACGUUGAUGAGAAUUACCCUCACCAGCAGAUUGAAAAUGUUGGUGCCGUUGUAGCUGCAAAUGAUGGCGUUGAUGGAGAGCCAAAUCACGAUAGUGAUGAUGAAGAUGGUGGGGAGGAAGAUGACGACGAGGACGAUGAUGACAGUGAUACGAUGAUUGAGCUGGUCAUUGAGGAUGAUGGUGCAAGAGAACUUGUCGACCAAUCGGUCAGUGUCUGCUUACAUUCCUCUCACAAUCCUAUGCUUUCACGAUAA